Molecule: messenger RNA, 1786 nt
Organism: Malaya genurostris
Lineage: Eukaryota; Metazoa; Arthropoda; Insecta; Diptera; Culicidae
Gene: NC2alpha
Product: dr1-associated corepressor homolog
Exons: 4
Coding region: 313-1662 (449 amino acids)
Biological process (GO): positive regulation of transcription by RNA polymerase II; negative regulation of transcription by RNA polymerase II; transcription by RNA polymerase II
Cellular component (GO): negative cofactor 2 complex; nucleus
Molecular function (GO): RNA polymerase II general transcription initiation factor activity; transcription coactivator activity; transcription corepressor activity
Source: RefSeq, a predicted model, not a curated record
AUUUUGUUAUUUGAUUUUUGGAAAAUAGCUCAAAUUUCAUCUGAAUUUUAAUAAUUUUUACAUUGCAGUAUUUCCAAUUUGUUUAGCUUAACCAAAAGUCUAGGUAGAUAGCCAAGGUAGGCCAAACAGUGUAUUGUAUUGGCUGGGAAACGCCUUCUAGCUCAGAAAGAUGCCAUCGAAGAAGAAAAAGUAUAAUGCCCGAUUUCCGGCGAUGCUCAAUUCCCGAUCAGGUUGUGAUUGCAUUGGCGAUGACCCUGUCCAUGUUUGGAUAAAGCGUGUUUGUUUUGUUUUCAGGGAAGAAUCAAGAAGAUUAUGCAAACAGACGAAGAAGUCGGUAAAGUGGCUCAAGCUGUUCCCGUUAUUAUCUCUCGAACACUGGAACUGUUCGUAGAAUCGCUGUUAACUAAAACACUCCGAAUUACUAACGCUCGUAACGCGAAAACUUUAUCUCCAUCGCACAUGAAGCAGUGCAUCAUUUCAGAAAGUCGUUUCGAUUUUCUGCGUGAUCUUGUCAAAAACAUCCCGGAUAUCGGAGUGAAUGAGGAGCAACAUUCCGGAUCGGAGGCUGGGUAUGGAAAUGAGGCAGCUGUUUCCCCGGCAUCUACAUCAACAUCUUCAUCUUCAAAUGGAGGUGGUGGUUCUGGUUUCAUCGCAAACGCGGCUUCAUCGUCCAACGAGGCAAGUUCGAUUGGUGCUAAUGUCAGUGGAAAUUUGCUACAGAGGUCCGAGUCAUAUUCAACCAGCGGAACUAACUAUGCUAGUGCAUUACAAACUUCAACGCAAGUGUCUUCGCAACCGCAAACUCACAGUUUGAAACGAGGGUUGAAUCACACAAACAGUUUAAAUUUCUAUAAAGAAAUUCCGCUGGACGAUUCUAGCGGUAGUGCCACUGUAAUCAAUAGUCGAGAACCUCCUCCCAAAUUAACCAGACUACACUCGGCUCCAGCAGCAUCCAUCACAACGAGUUCAGUUCCGUUCAAAAUUGACAUUCUGCCUACGCUAGCUGCAUCCAGCAACAACACGAACCCGCAGCAGAUACAGAAGGGAAACAGUGGUUCGUCGGCCAACAAUAGCAGUAAUUAUAAGAUCACAUACAACAUUGAACCCCUUACACCUGGUACCUCUGGAAGCAAUGCUUCUGUCACAACCAAAACGCAUGAUGCACCGGUUAUUAAAUUGGACUACUCGAAGCUGAAACUUCCGAUGACAAUGUCAUCAAGCGAACCACCGCAAUUGCACACCACAAAGCCAUCUUCACAUACUCGUCAGCAACAACCAACAAUCAAGAUUGACCUCAGUAAUAUUACCAACUUUAGUUCCAAAUUACAACCACAGUCACCUGUGACGCUUAUAGCGGGAAGCGCGAUCAACAUGAAACAAGUGCCUUCAACACCAACUGCCAGUACACCGUCGACGCCUCUAUCGGCACUGAGCAGCGCAUCUUCAUCGGCAUCGAGCUCAAGCUGCGGUGGUGUAAAAAGUCCUUACAUUUUCCAACAUUCUCCAGCGCUGGUCGGUUCCUCUUUUGCACCAACUUCAUCAACGAACUCGUCCUUGUCGGCGACUGCCAUCUCUUCCAGUUCUGGCGGACCGCCAAUGCAGUUCUAUUCCGGUGCUACUUCCACUGUUCCCGAUAUGGAUGAGGAUUACGACGAUAUUUAACUCCUUGUUUGACCGCCGUUGAUCAUUUUCCUACCCGAGCAUGUAAUUUUCUUCUAUACUUCAUUUGCAUUUAUCUACAUUUGUAUGUACAAUGAAUUACAUGUCCCUAUUCUUUCUUUAAUAA